GGCCUCUGGCGCCCAAGCAUGGCGCGUCUCUCGUGGCUUGUUCUGCUGGCAGCCACCGCCUCGUGCCGAUGGUCGUCUUCGCGCAAGCACUCGACGGGAAACGGCUGCGGGUUUCAGAGCUGCCCAGCGUUGUCCAAUGACCACCUGAACGUGCACAUCAUUUGCCACAGCCACCUGGACGCCGGUUGGUUGGAUACCGUCGGCAAUAUCUUCACGUCUAAUGUGCAGCACAUUUACACGUCUGUGCGGGACAGCCUGAUGAAGUACCCGCAGCGCAGGUUCGUCAGCGCCGAAAACGUCUUCUUCAGCCGCUGGCUCAGAAUGCAGACGAACCACCAGGCGAUGGAGUCCGUCCACGAGCUCGUCCGAGCAGGCAGGCUUCAGUUUGUAGGCGGCGGGUGGACACAAAACGACGAAGCUGUCACGCACUACACGGCCAUCGUUGACCAAAUGACGAUGGGACUGCGCUUCCUGAACUACACGUUCGGCGAAUGUGGGAACGUCAAGGUGGCCUGGCAGAUCGACCCCUUCGGACACUCGAAGGCAUUCGCCGCGCUAGUCUCGGAGAUGGGCUACGACUGUCUGGUGGUGAGCAGAGUACAUCAUGCGCUAUCAAAUCACUGGCGGGACACCAAGAGACUCGAGUUUGUCUGGAAGCCACAGGCGGAGAUCGGCUCCAGCCACGACAUGUUCACCAUGAUAAUGUACAGGGGCACCUACACUGUACCGUCAGAGUUCUGCGUCCAGGACUACUACUGCUCCGUGUACGACAGCCAGUCUGGCGUCGUUCAAAUGGCGGAGGAUAUACUGAAGCUGGUCUUCAAGCAGAGCGCGGCCUAUGCGACCAACAACAUCGCCAUCUACAUCGGCGGUGACUUGGCCUUCCAGAACGCGGAUCGCUGGUUCAACCAGGUGGACGCCAGCAUCAAGGCCGUCAAUUACGUGGCCCGCAAGAAGGGCCACCGUGUGCGCGCCACGUACUCGACGCCGCUGUGCUACCUGGGGGCGCUGCACGCGUCCAACCGGUCGUGGCCCGUGUACCGCGGGGACCUGCUUCCGUACGUGGACACACCGGGCCGCACGUGGGUCGGAUUCUACUCGAGUCGACCCAAUCUGAAGGAGUACGCCCGCUACGCCAACGGAUUCCUGCAGGCUUGCAAGCAGCUCGCUGUCCUAGGUGGAAUGAAGGACGUUGCCCAGACGAUGAGGCUCAAGGACGCCGUGGCCAUUAUGCAGCACCAUGAUGCCAUCACGGGAACCUCCAAGGCGGCCGUUGCACAAGACUACGCAAAGCUGCUUUCCGCAGGCAUUGCCCAAUGCGAGGCGGUGAUGAGCCGCGCCGUGAACCAGCUGAUGGAUGCGAGCGGUGCAGCGGGCGAUCUGCCGUGGCGCUUCUGCCACGCGCUGAACGUGAGCGAGUGCGUCCACUCGGCCAAGCUCGACCUGACCGAGACGGACGGCGAGUUCACGCUGCUGCUGUACAACCCUUCGUCGACGGCCCUGAGCACGUACGCCCGGCUGCCCGUGGCCACCGGCCUCUCGUUCACCGUCCAAGGACCGCAAGGGGACGAGGUCGACACUCAGGCAGUACCUCUCAUCAUGACCCUGCUGAACAUCCCCGAGCGCAACAGCGCCACCAAGACUGAGCUCACCUUUCCCGUCGAGUUGCCGCCGCUAGGAUAUUCGGCGUACCUCGUCACAGCGCAAAAGAAGAAAGAAGAGAUGCAUUUUGCUUCGGCCUCCUUAGAAUUUCUGCUGCUGGAGCCCGAGCAGCGAUUCAUCGAAAACGAGCGCUACCGUCUUGAGCUGGACACCACCAGCGGCCUGGUGCGACGUGUCACCCUACUUGGCCAGGAGAGCGGCGUGUCGCUGCGCCAGUCGUUCUACGCGUACAGCAUGGAGGCCAAGCGGCAGACGUCGGCCACAGCCGGUGGAGCGUACUCCUUUGACCCGGACACAAAUCGGCCCGUGGAUCUGGGGAACAAGGUCACCUACCGAGUAGUGCAGGGUCCUUUUGUGACGGAGGUGCACCAGAUUUUCGACCAAUGGUUGUCGCAGGUGAUCCGCCUUUAUAAGAACAGCCAAUUCAUCGAGUUUGAGUGGAUCGUCGGACCGCUACCGAGCGGGGCGAGCACGGACGUGACGACGCGUUACGAGACGUCUUUGGACAACGACGGCGUCUUCUUCACCGAUUCCAACGGAAUGUUCACCGUCGCACGCAGAGUGAAUGACUCUUUGGAUCCCGCGUCGGUGGCCUCCAGCUACUAUCCGGUCGUUUCAUGGAUCUACAUAAAGAACCACGCUGAGGAGCUGCAGAUGACGGUGAUUCCGGACCGUCCUCAGGGCGGCACCAGCUUCGUCCAGGGCACCAUUGAGCUUAUGCUACACAGGCGGUACUUCAUAGACGACGAUCUGGGCGUGGAUGAGCCCCUGAACGAUCGCGGAGUCAACGACGAGGGCAUCGUCGUCAAGGGACGGCACAGGCUGCAUCUGGGAACACCUAAGGAGGCAGCGGACCUGAUGCGAAGAGCAGCGCUGCAGGAAGUCUACCGGCCCGUCUACAUGUUCUACCCUUCGCCUCUUCCGGCUAACGCCAGAAAACAGCAUUCGGAGUUGCGCGUAGCCCUGCCUCCUGGCGGCCACCUGAUGACCCUGGAAGGCACCGAGGACAACCGGACUCUGGUGCGCAUCGAGAACAUCCACCAGGACCUCACCAUCAACGUGUCCAUCACGCACCUGCUGCACUCAUUCCUGCUCCUAGAUGCCCGCGAGACGGUGCUGUCGGCACAUCAGUACCGCAGCGAGGUGCAGCGGCGUCCAUGGCCACAAACAGAAGGGAAGUACGUGGCUCCCGACGAGUCCGCCUACCUCAUGCUGCAGGUGCACGGGAACAUGCUGGUCAACAUUCAGCCGGGACAGAUCCGCACAUUUCUGGCGGCACUCAAAGCGUUUAGCCUACCGCCAGCCUCCAGGGCGCGCCAGUGAGAACCAUAUAGCUGAUUAAGUCAACAAUGACAUUGGGGAGUUAUUCAACAGACUGCGGUCAAGCGUAACAGUUGGAAAGAACCGUUUUGAAUUCCAUUCAAUCAUUUGCAGUGGCUAGCAUGUUACAGUUAUUACUGGCAGAGAUGUACUUUUCCUUUGUUCCAAUGGGGAAAGGGGCUGUCAACAACACUGUGCCACCCAGGGGGAUGGGGAUGCUGGAAGCCAAACUGUGCAUUGAGGGAGGCACACAAAAUAAAUCCGUCACUGUUGUGAUCAAAACUUGGAAGUUCUUGAAAAUUUGUAAGUGCCCCCUUG
Messenger RNA from Rhipicephalus sanguineus (brown dog tick), 3300 nucleotides. RefSeq names its product lysosomal alpha-mannosidase-like. Bases 19 to 2985 code for a protein of 988 amino acids. The record is from RefSeq and is a predicted model, not a curated record. Gene Ontology annotation, molecular function: carbohydrate binding; alpha-mannosidase activity. The transcript has 24 exons. Gene Ontology annotation, cellular component: lysosome. NCBI's taxonomy places the organism in Eukaryota, Metazoa, Arthropoda, Arachnida, Ixodida, Ixodidae. Gene Ontology annotation, biological process: mannose metabolic process.